CCCUGUCUUUCUUUCUUUGUCUCUGAAGCAGUCGAACGUGUCUUUUUCUCCCUCCCUUCUUGCCCACAUUCUUCCAAAGCAGACCGGAAAUAUCAAAGCAUCUCAGUCACCGGCCUUCUUUCUCCCUAACUACUUCAAAGCAGAAAAGCCCAUUUGCCCUCACCGGAAAAUCCCCACCAAAAUCCCAUUUCUCCUACUUCUAUCUGGGCGACGCGAUGAAGUGGCAUAGGUCGAUAAAGCCAAACAAAGCGGCAAUACCGGAGGGGAGUCAAGCGGAGGGUGUUUCGGCCAUGGGACUUUGGAUUCUCAAGGCAUUUUGGGAGCAAGUACAAGCUCGGGGAGGAGGUUGGGAGAGGCCAUUUUGGUUAUACCUGUUCAGCAAAGUUCAAGAAAAGGGAACUUAAAGGGGAAGAAGUUGCUGUUAAGGUUAUACCCAAAGCGAAGUUAAGCUUGUAGUUCAUUAUUUUGGGUACUUACUGCUUAGUAUAUGCUUGAUUUCUUGGUUCGACUAUAUGUUUCUGACAGUAUAGAGAUGAGAUCUGCUGGUAAACCUCUACUUUUAUCAGUCCUGUACCAUGAUUAGUUUGCUUGAUUGCAUUUAUUAAUAUGCAAGAAUGGAUUGUGUAUUGAAUUAUUGGUGGCAAAAUUUUUUGAAUUGGGGACCUUGGAUUGGAGAUGUAGUUGUAGUAUGUGUUGAUUUGCCUUUUUUUCUUAAGAUAAAAAUUGAUCUUUCUUUUUAAUCUUUUGGGGGAGGGGGAAUUGUGUCAUUCUAUUGUCUUCCUUUUAAGAUCCUCAUUCAAUUUCCAGGUACAUAAAUGCAUGCAUUUAAUUUGUUGUAUUUUCACUCAUCCAUCUGUUUGAUGUAUAAAGAGAGAAAUUCGAAAAAUUUUUAACAAUUUAUUACAAUAUAUGCUGUCUUGUUGAUAAGAUGUCUUUAACUGAUGUCUUUAACUAAUAUCUUUUGGUUUAAUUUCCUUACGUACAUGUAUUUUUCUCCUUUUCAUUUGAUAUCAGUUAUUUUUGCACCAAAUUAAUUACCCUGCACAAGGAGUAUGAGGUCUGCCUGCUUUCUUUGUUGUUUUGAUCAUACGAUUUUUCAAGCUCGCUAAGCUCGAGACGAUGUAUUUUUUUCUUUUUAUAAAAGAAUUUGGAGUUU
Molecule: messenger RNA, 1156 nt
Organism: Rubroshorea leprosula
Lineage: Eukaryota; Viridiplantae; Streptophyta; Magnoliopsida; Malvales; Dipterocarpaceae
Source: the annotation of a GenBank genome assembly